AUGGCUUCGCGGCCAAAGCCCUGUGAUAAUUGCCGGAGAAACCAUUCAAAGUGUGAUGACAGCACCCCAAAAUGUUCGAGAUGUCAGAAGUCCGGACGAGACUGCAUCCGCCGUGAAGCGACGCGCCAUUUCUAUAACAGCUCAACAAGUGUUACAAUAAAAUCGCCAGAAAAAGGAGCUGCCGUUUUUCAAUAUAUCGAUGAGACUCCCAAAUUCACAGGAACUCACACAGAGCAAAUAUCUCAAUCUGCCACCGGAGAAGCACAGGAUGGGGAUCCUAGAGCGACUAGUUCCACUAUUUUCUCAUCGGCCAGAGAGAAUGGAUACCAUCCAUCGUCACUUUCUCUUUCUGUUGUUGACCAACAGAGCCCAUCGAGCCGAUUGAGCCCUAUUCGCUUACCACAGUCAUGGGGGGAAUCUCAACGUAUACCCACCCCACAGGUUAACCUAGGCGAGGCAUUCCUAUUGAGGUACUUUGUCGAAGAGCUGGCAAAGUGGUUUGACUUGUGCGACCCCGAGCGCCAUUUUGGUUUGGUCGUUCCUCAGCGAGCGCGAACUUGUGCACCUCUUUUGAAUGCCAUUCUGUCUGCAUCAGCAAGGCAUUUUACUACCCUGCUAAAAGGCCGACAAAAAGAAAUGACCGUUAAAUUCAGCCUGGAACAGGACUUGAUUAUCAGUGAAGAGGCGGUAUUGGAUUAUCAUAACCGAUGCAUUGCUCACCUGCGAUUCCUCGCCAGUGAGCCAGAUGCAAUCAUGGAUGAGAAUCUGCUGGCAGCAGUUGUUAUUCUUCGUUUCUAUGAAGAGCUUGACAACCCAUUUGCCUUUGAUUCUCCCACAGACGCUGCCGUUCGAGGACUCCAAGUCUUCAUCGAAGCCCAAGCUACUCAAGCACUUUCUUCAAAAGGGCUCCGCUCCGCUGCAUUCUGGGUUGGUUUCCGCCAGGAGUUUCACAUGGCCUUCUCCCAACAACGAUCCUUCCAUCUGCCCCUCGGAAUCUGCGAAAGCUAUCUGUCCGGGGAUGUCGCACCCGAUCAUGUUUUGGUGAAUAGACUCAUCGUAAUAUGCGCCCACAUCGUUCAAUAUUGCUACGAUGAACAAGCCCAGCGCAGUUCCAUACGCUAUGAAGAGUUGGUAAACCUCUACCACCAGUGGCUCAAGAACAGACCUGCAUCUUUUCUCCCAAUCUACUCUGCAGAUCCCAAGAAGGAGAAAGGUGGGAUCUUCCCUCGCAGGUGGUACCUGAACGACUGCCAUAUUGUUGCAGAGCAGAGUAUUGGUCUCAUCAAUAUUCUACUGACAGCGUACGAUCCGACUAUUGUGCGAGUGGGCCCAGAACAGCGAGGUGCUGUUGCAUCUCUGGAUUCUAGGCUCAGGUCAAUUGUCUUGGAAGUUUGUGGUAUAGCACUGUCAAAUCGCCAAUCUCCGACAGCACUUUUGGCUGCUUGUAUUGCGAUAACUAUAUGUGGGGAUCGAUUUUCUGAUCCAACAGAACAGAAGGCCCUGAUGGACAUUGUGAUUCACACUAUUCGGGAUAACAAUUACUGGCCGCCCACCAGCACGGAGGCCAAAUUGAAGAGGAUUUGGGGAUGGCAUUAG
This is a messenger RNA of Penicillium canescens, 1596 nucleotides long. Its product is annotated as Zn(II)2Cys6 transcription factor domain-containing protein. Gene Ontology annotation, biological process: positive regulation of transcription by RNA polymerase II. Bases 1 to 1596 code for a protein of 531 amino acids. The record is from RefSeq and is a predicted model, not a curated record. NCBI's taxonomy places the organism in Eukaryota, Fungi, Ascomycota, Eurotiomycetes, Eurotiales, Aspergillaceae. Gene Ontology annotation, molecular function: transcription cis-regulatory region binding; zinc ion binding; DNA-binding transcription factor activity, RNA polymerase II-specific. The transcript is spliced from 8 exons. Gene Ontology annotation, cellular component: nucleus.